Messenger RNA from Ogataea angusta, 888 nucleotides. RefSeq lists its product as uncharacterized. Lineage: Eukaryota; Fungi; Ascomycota; Pichiomycetes; Pichiales; Pichiaceae. The record is from RefSeq and is a predicted model, not a curated record. The transcript is spliced from 2 exons. Bases 1 to 888 code for a protein of 295 amino acids.
AUGCCCACGUCGGUGGUGGUUCCCCCCACGUCGCACACGACGACGUUGCGGCCUUUGACGGCCGGAUCCUGCGAGCACAGAACGGCAGCUCCGCGCAUCGAGUUGGUGGCUCCCGACGAAAACGUUCUCACAGGCGUUUCCAGCGCGUCCUGCACAGAAAGCACGGUGCCGUCGUUCUGGGACAGCAGGACCGAGCAGUCGAGCCCGUUGCGUCUGGCCGCGUGGACAAAGGAGGAGAUGAUCCUGCGGCCGAACCGUUUGAUCGCGGCGUUCAAAAUCGCGGCGUUCUCGCGCUCGACGAUGCCGAUGCCGGAGAUUCGGUGCGACAGCACCACGUCGCAGCCGGGGAUCUCCUCGCGGAUGACCUGGGCGGCGCUGCUGCCUGAUUUCAGACUCGUUCAGCGGCCUGAUCUCCGUGCCGUCGACCUGCACGCCGCCGUCGAGCACGGCCGCGUAGCCGUUGACGACCGCCGCCAGGUCGGCGGGAAAGUCGCUGAACGGCGGCGAGCCUCUGCCGUACGGCCCCGCGAGACGCAGCACGGCCACUUUCUCGAGCCGGCUCGAGUCGCGCUCGACAACGGCGUUGAUGAAGUGCGUCGUGCCGAUGGUGACGGCCGCGAUCUGGUCUCUGGAGAAGCGGCUGUCUGGCGCGUCCAGAACGGCCCUGAUGGCGUUCUCGAUGCCGCCAGACACGUCCGGCGUGGUGGCGGCCUUGUGCCACGCGAGCACGCCGCGGUCGGCGGCGGCCAGCCGGGCAGGGUCGAGCACAACAAGGUCGGAGUUUGUGCCCCCGACGUCGAUGCCGAUGACGAGGUUCCUGGACAUGAGGCUGUCAAUGGCUGCAAUGGCGGUUUAAGCGUACCUGUUGAAAAUCUGCACCUGUAUUAA